Messenger RNA from Ceraceosorus guamensis, 2946 nucleotides. RefSeq lists its product as hypothetical. Bases 1 to 2946 code for a protein of 981 amino acids. Gene Ontology annotation, cellular component: pericentric heterochromatin; nucleus. NCBI's taxonomy places the organism in Eukaryota, Fungi, Basidiomycota, Exobasidiomycetes, Ceraceosorales, Ceraceosoraceae. The transcript has 9 exons. Gene Ontology annotation, biological process: lymphocyte proliferation; DNA methylation-dependent constitutive heterochromatin formation; pericentric heterochromatin formation. The record is from RefSeq and is a predicted model, not a curated record. Gene Ontology annotation, molecular function: ATP-dependent chromatin remodeler activity; ATP binding; chromatin binding.
AUGUCGGCGUCGACAUCCAAGACGAACUCCAGAGCCGGCUCUAGCGAUACGAUCAAGCUGGCCAAAGCUGCUGAUGCAGCUGGAGAUGAUGGCCUGAACACACCUCCACCCCGCACAUCUUCUCCUGCGGCUGCUGCCAAUGGAGCCAGAUCGAACGCGGAACAGAGUGCUGGCAGGUCUCGACCCAGAGCUUCGAAAGAGCAAACUGUCGACCCAAAGGAGGAGGAAGCUCGACGCAAAAAGCUCAACUUUUUGCUUCAAAAGAGCGGCGUGUACUCCAAAAUUAUGCAGCAAAAGAUGGACAAGGAGAGGGAAAAGCGUUUGGCAGCUGAAAAGAAGAAGAGGAGCGAAGCGUCUUCGAGCAAAGAUGUGGCAAAGUCCGACGCUGACUCUAGCGAGAACGCGAAGCGCGGGGAAGCUGGACCCAAUGGAGCGAGCGAUGCGCGCAGAACCACCCGAGGCGGCGAUCAACACAAAGCGGCGCCUCUGCCAAAGAGAACCAGGCACGAUGCUCCACGUAAGAAAGAAGGCUAUGAGCUGUCCAACUACAUUGAUGAGGAUGUGGUAAAGGCGGCAGCAGCUGCCAAGACGGACGCGGACGACGCGAAAGCGUCAAAGAAGCGCAAGACGGAGAAUGGUAAUGGUGUGGCGGUCAAGUCUGAGGGAGAGGCGCAAACAGAAUCUGCUCAGCAGGAAGAUGAGGAUGAAGAGGAUGUCAAGGGCAGACAACCUGCUCUGAUCACUGGUGCUACGAUGAGAAAGUACCAGCUUGCAGGUCUGGAGUGGAUGGUCAGCCUGUACGAAAACGGCCUGAAUGGCAUCUUGGCGGACGAAAUGGGCCUGGGAAAGACUUUGCAAACCAUCUCGUUCUUUGCCUAUCUCAAAUCCAAAAACGUUUGGGGACCUUUUCUCGUCGUUGCUCCCAAGUCCACCACGCUCAAUUGGCUCAGGGAGAUCCAAAAGUUCUCGCCGAGCAUUCCGGGUUUGUGCUACAUGGGUAGCAAGGAGGAGAGACGGGUGCUUCGAUCUCAACAUCUCAGAAAGCCAGGCACGGUCCAGGAAAAGAGCAGAUUUCCAGUCGUCAUUACGAGCUACGAAGCCGCUAUCGCUGAUCGAGUCGCAUUGGCACAACAUGAUUGGAAGUUCCUCGUUGUGGAUGAGGGUCACCGCAUAAAGAACAUGGAGUCAAAACUCAUCACCGAGCUCAAAAAGUACAGGACUGCCAACAGACUGCUGCUGACAGGCACUCCUCUUCACAACAAUCUCCGAGAGCUAUGGUCAUUGCUCAACUUUAUCCUUCCAGACAUCUUUGAUGAUCUGGCGACGUUCGAAUCUUGGUUUGACUUUGACGGAUUGCACGACGGAGAGUCGUCGGCCUUUCUCACGCAAGAUUACCGCAAGAAUGUGGUGGAACAGCUGCACGCCAUCUUGAAGCCCUUUUUGCUCAGACGCACAAAGGAUGACGUCGAGAAUUUGCCGCCAAAGAAGGAGUACCUGUUGUAUGCGCCACUCACUGCUGAGCAGAAACAGCUGUACGAUGCCGUCACUGAUAGGACCAUCAGAAGGGUACUUUUGGAAAGAAAGACGGGAAUGUCGUGGGACGAAAUCGUCAAGGUCAGACCUGAUUGCAGAAAAUGGGCCAGCUUGGGCAAGGAUGGCAAGAGCAUUCAAGGGCCCCUGUACGGCAAUCCCGAGGAUGGGUAUGCUGUUCGCUCCGAGUCCUUGUCCGAGGAUGAAGUGGAGGAGACCACAGCCGUGGGCAAACGAGCGCAGAGAGAGCAAGGCUCGGGAGAUAGAAAGGGAAGAGCUAGACGAGCGAAAAAGAACAUUACGUAUGAUGAGCAUCGGUUGUCGGAUGAUGCUUGGGCCGACAAGAUCGAGGCAGAGUCCAGCGACGAGGAGGAGGUCGACCCUAUCGUCGAUCCGGACGAUGUUGCGCACCAAGGCAAGCUGCACGCGAUCCAAGAAGCUCGUCGCGUCAUCAACGAUAUGAAAAUGUCCAAUACUGCCAUGCUUCUCCGACAAAUUUGCUGUCAUCCGUACGAAGUUGAUUGGCCAAAGGACGAGAAUGGACACGAAAUCAUCAGCGAUGGUCUGAUCAACGCGUCUGGUAAGAUGCUCAUGCUCAACCGUCUCCUCGAAAGGCUGUUCAAGGGAGGCCACAAGGUGUUGAUCUUCAGCCAGUUCACCAAGAUCCUUGAUAUCAUCGAAGACUGGGCUCAGGAGGAUAAAAACUGGAACACUUUCCGCAUUGACGGGAAUACUUCCUUGCAAGAUCGCGAAGAUCAGAUGAACGCCUUUAACAAUGAAAAGGGACCCGACGCUGUCAAUCUGUUCCUUCUUAGCACGCGCGCCGGUGGACUUGGCAUCAAUCUCAUCGCCGCUGAUACGGUCAUCUUCUACGAUAGCGAUUGGAACCCGCAAGCGGACUUGCAAGCUCAGGAUAGAGCCCACCGUAUUGGUCAGACAAAGCCUGUGCUGGUUCUCCGACUUGUCGCCGCCAACACGUUCGAGCAGCGCAUUCUGCGUCGUGCCACUGCCAAGCGUCAAUUGGAAAAGAUGGUGAUGGCAGAGGAUCAAUUCCGGGGCAUUUCGCUAGACGCAAUGAAGUCGAUCCGAUCCGGUCGACAGAAUCAAAAGUACACCAUCUCGGACGUGUUUAUGAGGUUGGAACCGGAAAAGGUUCAGCUGGCUGGGAAGGGCGAUCAGAUCAUCAGCGAUGCGAAUCUGGAAAUGUUGCUGGAUAGGAGUCCGGAAGCUUUCAAGAGGAAGAGCGGAUGGGUCACCAGUAGGCAGGGCAAGACGCUAGCGGGCGGAGCUCAGAAUGAGGACGAUGAGGCGCAGAUGGCGUUUGAGGUGACCGAGACGGACGCAAAGCAGGAUGAAAGUGAAGAUCGCGAGCUCAAGCAGCUGUACGGAGACACUUCGAAGGGCGGAUACGAUUAA